Messenger RNA from Gongylonema pulchrum, 885 nucleotides. NCBI's taxonomy places the organism in Eukaryota, Metazoa, Nematoda, Chromadorea, Rhabditida, Gongylonematidae. The record is from the annotation of a GenBank genome assembly.
AUGAGUCGGCGCGCGGAAAUCAACUACGAACGAGCUAAAUUUGUUGAUACGUUUGAGGCGGUGUUCUUUGAUCAUCAUGAAGGUUCAUGGUUUGAUUUCAAUAUGUAUACCGGCGAACGAGUCGACGAUUCUUAUCCUUCGAUGGCUGUGCCACUGUUCACCGAAUGCUACAGCAGUCUAAAUAAUCCUAUGCUCGUCGAAGUUCUGGAAACGCUGCAUCGCAAAGGCUUACUACAGUUUCACGGCGGCAUACCAGCAAGAGUAAUCGGGAGAAUUCGGAGAGAUAAUUUGUUUGCCGCUGCAAUGAAUCUGUAUUCACAGAGUUUUUAUAAAGAUGAUCGAGGACCAGUAGUUGGACGAAGAGCGGAACUGGACUAUAACACUAUUUCCUCGAAUGUGGUUAAGACUGUUGAAACUGAGCUCAUUGCAGUGCAACAAAGCAUAUUUGAUAAGGAGCUCGAAUCAGCUUUGGGAUUAUCCGAACGGCUUUGCUCCAAUCAAUCACAUGGUUAUCGAGGCAUGCAACAAAAAGCAUUCGAAUUAGCAAAUCGAUGGAUCAAUCGAAACUAUCGCGUUUAUCAAAGCGAUCACAAAUUAUGGCAAAGAUAUGAUGUCGCCAAAGAUUACAUUCGAACCGCGAAAGGAGGCGAUUACGAUAAUCAGGAAGGAUACGGUUGGACGAAUGGCGCAUUAUUAGAUCUGAUGGUAACCUACAGCAAACGGAUCAGUACAUCGGAGGUGAAGCCAGUCGUGGUGGAAUCGUCCGGAGCCGGCAGUGAACCAGUGGAAAUACUACUGGAAAAGCUAGAACAUGUAUUUGGUUCCUGGACUGUUGUUAAGAGGCGUUUGAUGCGCGCUGCUGCCUACAUUCUCAAAUGCAGCUGA